GCGGCCCAUGGUACUUCCGGCAACAGCCCCGGGCCCGGGCCGAGCGCCGGGCGGGGAGCGGCGGGGGCGGCGGGAGAGGCACCGUGAGAGAAACCAUGCCAUUUUUGGGCCAAGACUGGAGAUCCCCUGGAUGGAGAUGGGUUAAAACAGAAGAUGGAUGGAAAAGAUGUGAACCCUUUAGUCCUGCGCUUGAGGAUGGGAAUAAUCAGCUGAAUGAUAUCAGCCACACUGUUAUCAUAAAUGGGGAUGAUGAGAAUGAAGAAGUGUACAAUACUGAAGACUGUGAGUUUGCAGCCAAGAAAAGGAAAAAAGAUCAUUUUAGGAAUAACACAGAUUCACAAUGUUUUUAUCGUGAAAAGUGGAUUUAUGUUCAUAAAGAAAGCACCAAGGAAAGACAUGGCUAUUGCACCUUGGGAGAAGCCUUUAACCGCUUAGACUUUUCAAGUGCGAUUCAGGACAUCAGGAGGUUCAAUUACGUGGUCAAAGUAAGCUCUUUAUUUGAUAUACCUAUUAUAAGAAUGCAUUUGCUGAUGUGCCUGUGUCUACAAAAAGAAUAUUUUUGCACUGAACAGCUUUUGCAGUUAAUUGCAAAAUCCCAGUUAACUUCACUGAGUGGUGCAGCACAGAAGAACUACUUUAACAUUUUGGACAAAAUUGUGCAGAAGGUUAUGGAAGACCAAUAUAAUCCACGGUUAAUCAAAGAUCUUCUGCAGGAUCUGAGUUCUACUCUCUGUAUACUGAUUAGGGGAGUAGGAAAAUCUGUGUUGGUAGGCAACAUCAAUAUUUGGAUUUGUCGACUAGAAACUAUCCUUCUGUGGCAGCAACAAUUAAAAAAUCUUCAGAUGAACAAGCAAGUCAACAAUGGACUUACACUUAGCGAUCUCCCUCUCCAUAUGCUGAAUAACAUCUUGUACAGGUUCUCUGAUGGCUGGGACAUUAUUACUCUGGGUCAAGUGACCCCAACUUUGUACAUGCUUAGUGAAGACAGACAGUUGUGGAAAAAGCUCUGCCAAUACCAUUUUGCAGAAAAACAGUUUUGUAGGCAUUUGAUUCCAUCAGAGAAAGGUCACAUUGACUGGAAGCUGAUGUACUUUGCACUUCAGAAAUAUUACCCAAUAAAGGAACAGUACGGGGACACCUUACAUUUCUGUCGACACUGUAGUAUUCUGUUUUGGAAGGACUACCACCUUGCUUUGUUACUCCAGGAUACAGGACACCCCUGCACAGCCAGCGAUCCAAACACCUGUCUCAUGCCAGUAUCUCCUCAACAUUUCAUUGAUCUCUUCAAAUUUUGAGAUGUUCAGUAGCUGUUCUCCUGUGUUUGUGGCCAUUUUUGUGAAGAGUCAGGCAGGAUAUGUUAUGCUUUUUGUGCAAUAUAUUUAAGUGUAAUGUUUUAUUGUGGUUUAAAAAAAUUAAUGGAGGAGAUUAUCAGAGAGGUUCAUUUGGCAUAUUGCUUUUGUGCAGAACAGAGAGGAAGAAAGGAGAAACAUUAAGAAAAUUUCAUUGUCAGGAAAUCUCCAGUGGACUUCUUUUCAAGUCCAAGAAAGAUCACUUUAAUCUCAACUUUAAAUCCAUGCUUUUGACGCCUUAAUAGUUGGUUAAAAUUAUGUAGGGGAGUUUUGAAAAUUUCAUGGAGGAAUUAAACUACUCUUGCAGGGACCAAAGGAGGGUUUUUUUUUUAAUCCUUCUUUCUAUAAGCCAUGGUUUUCAAAACACCUCCAUAUAAUUUGCACUAUUAUAAAGAACAGGCCAAUAUUCUCUUAGACUCUUACUACAUCAUUAAGAAGGUGGCAUUAUCUAUUAUAAGCUAUAAUAGAGUGAGUAAAAUAUAACUGAAGUUAUAUCUGCUGUUGAACCUAUAUGAAUGAAGGAAAUCAACCAAUUUUUGUACAUACAUUAUGCAAAAAUAUUUAUUUUUCUUAAGGACUUUAUUAAACAUUUAACCUAUCUUAGCACAUCUUGCAGAACUCGUGAGACCAAUCUGGGGCUACUGUAAUUCUUUCUGAUGGUAGCUACAGCCUUCAUUUAUACUGUUUGGAAUGUCUACAAGUGCAACUGCAUUAAUUCAUCUUCUAAGAAGAAGACAUUAUUGAAAUUUAAUGAGGAUGUAGUUGCUUGUUUCUAGACUGGUACAGUGGCAGAACACUAUGCUACCAAAUGAGGUUCUAACCUGACAGGCUAUGAGAAACACUGAAAGUCAGUCUGAGCUGGAGCAUCUUCUGCCAAGUUAAUCAGAUGAUAAAUUCUCCAGGAAGCUAUUCUAUCCUGUAGAAAAAAAAAUAAAUUGCUUGGGUUAAGCAGGUAAAGGAAAAAUUAUGGAAGUUUUGGAUUUGUCAAUGAAAUUUAACAAUAUGUAAUGUACAGAAAAAAUAAAUCAUGUACCAUAUUCUGCACUUGCUUGUUCUGAAUCCAGUUUGUACAGUGUAAUAAAUCAUGUUUUUAUCUGUUA
Poecile atricapillus (Black-capped chickadee) is the source of this 2449-nucleotide messenger RNA. RefSeq names its product F-box protein 25 (gene FBXO25). Gene Ontology annotation, molecular function: protein binding. NCBI's taxonomy places the organism in Eukaryota, Metazoa, Chordata, Aves, Passeriformes, Paridae. The coding region runs from base 96 to 1295 and encodes 399 amino acids. The record is from RefSeq and is a predicted model, not a curated record. Gene Ontology annotation, biological process: protein ubiquitination. The transcript is spliced from 11 exons. Gene Ontology annotation, cellular component: nucleus; SCF ubiquitin ligase complex; cytoplasm.